CAAUCAGAAGGCUGUGAUAAGCAGAAGGACAAUCCUCCACCCUCUGAGCUGGGGUGAGUGAACCUUGCCCUGGAGGCCUAUCACAGUGCAACCACAACACUGUCCUAGGCCACACCAUGGCCGGCCUGCUGUGCCUCCUCCUGCUCAGUGCCUCCCUGGCCAGCCUCCUGUCACCUGGGGGAAGUGUGUUCAUCAAGCGGGAACAUGCCAACAGCUUCCUGGACAGGGUCAAUUCAUUAUCUGAAGAGACAAAAAGAGAAUACCUUGAAAGUGAGUGUGUGGAGGAGACUUGCGACUACGAAGAGAUCCGAGAAGUCUUUGAGGACACGGAGAAGACGAAUGAAUUCUGGAAUAUAUACAAAGAUGGUGACCAGUGUGAAAGCAAUCCCUGCCUGAAUCAGGGCAGGUGUAAGGACGGCCUCGGGGAGUACACCUGCACUUGUCAGGAAGGAUAUGAAGGCAGAAACUGUGAAUUACCCAUGCGAAAAUUCUGCAGCCUGGACAAUGGGGACUGCGACCAGUUCUGCAGAGAGGAGAUCUCUGUGGUGUGUUCUUGCGCCAGCGGGUACAUCCUGGAUGAUGACGACAAGUCCUGCAUCUCCACAGAGCCUUAUCCCUGUGGGAAACUCACUCUGGCAUGGAGGAGGAGGCCAGAGUCCCUGACUGCCCACAGCAGCGAGGAUCCUCCCAAAGACGGUGAAGACCUGGAUCCCACCAUGAACCCUUUCAAUGGAGACGUGGAUCCCAUCACAAACCCUUUUGAUGGAGACCUGGAACCCACCACAAACCCAUUGGAUCUGCUGGGCUUGAACAACACUCAGCUGAGCUCAGCAGAGGAGAACUCACUUGUCAGGAUAGUGGGAGGGAGGGACUGCAAAGAUGGCGAGUGUCCCUGGCAGGCUCUGCUCAUCAAGGAGAACAAUGAAGGCUUCUGUGGAGGCACCAUCCUGAAUGAGUUCUACAUCCUCACUGCCGCCCACUGUCUUGACCAAGCUAAGCUAUUCAAGGUGAGGGUAGGCGAUCGAAACACGGAGAAGGAGGACGGCAACGAGACAGUGCACGAGGUGGAGGUGAUUAUAAAACACGAAGAGUUUGACAAUAAGACCUAUAACUGUGACAUCGCCCUCCUCAAGCUGAAGACGCCCAUCAAAUUCCGCAUGAACGUGGCCCCUGCUUGCCUGCCAGAGAAGGACUGGGCCGAAUCCACCCUCAUGACGCAGAAAUCGGGCAUCGUGAGCGGCUUUGGGCGCAUCCACGAGAUGGGCCGCACGUCUGUCACCCUCAAGAUGCUGGAGGUGCCCUACGUGGACAGGAACACAUGCAAGCGGUCCACCCCCUUCAGCAUCACCCCAAACAUGUUCUGCGCCGGCUAUGACUCAAAGCUGGAGGAUGCCUGUCAGGGGGACAGCGGGGGUCCCCAUGUCACCCGGUUCAAGGACACCUACUUUAUCACGGGCAUCAUCAGCUGGGGAGAAGGAUGUGCACGGAAAGGAAAGUUCGGAAUCUACACCAAAGUCACCAACUUCCUCAAUUGGAUCGAAAGGUCCAUGAAAAAACCAAGGCCAAGGGCUAGGGUGAGCCGGAGGUCACUGCUGCUCCCGUCAUUAGAUUAAUGCCCUCCUCCCCCUCCCCCAACACCAACACCCCUGGCAGCCAUUGGUGUCUCAUUGUGUGUUAACACGUGCCACUCUGAACAGGCUGAAUCCUGGAGUAAGUUUCCUCCCUAUGGUGAUUGUUUCGGUUCCAUAGCCUGACCUUGCCCUUGCUCGAGUGAAGUGGGAAAUGAAAUUGUCAUUUGGAACACUGGGUCCUGCCUUUCCCUUGCCUGGUUGGAAGCUUCCUCCUGGAAAUGUUAUACUUUACAGAACAGGGGCUCACACUCCCCCGAUGACUCUCUGCUCAAAACCGUGGAGGGGCCCUUUCCAUUCAUUGCACAUUUUUCUGUUUCUGAUUGUCCUAAACUGCCCUCUGGGCAGGCCACACUCAGGACCCUUGAGAAUAAAUGACCAAGGUUCUGGGAGCAGAGACAAGGAGCAGCAAGGGUGGGUUCUCCCCCAGGUCCAGCGUAGCCUCCCAGGCCGGUGGUUCACCGUCCAAGUCCGGACAGAGAUAAGGGUGGGAGUGUGUCCCCCAGGGGCUUCCUGUCAAAGGCAGACUCCCUGGGAAGGGGAGGCCCAGAGAGCUGCUCACUGGCGGGGGCAUUUUAACAUUGACUUAACCACUGGAUCUUCUUUCUGGCUUCAUGCUAGAAUCACCUGGAGUGCUUAUAUUUUGUUUUUGUGUGUGUGUGUUUUAAUCCUCAC
This is a messenger RNA of Myotis daubentonii (Daubenton's bat), 2303 nucleotides long. Its product is annotated as coagulation factor X. Gene Ontology annotation, molecular function: serine-type endopeptidase activity; calcium ion binding. The record is from RefSeq and is a predicted model, not a curated record. Gene Ontology annotation, biological process: proteolysis; blood coagulation. Lineage: Eukaryota; Metazoa; Chordata; Mammalia; Chiroptera; Vespertilionidae. Gene Ontology annotation, cellular component: extracellular region.